ACGGCCUUCACACCUUUGAUUUUGUCAGUUUUUCAGCAACAAAUGCCGCAAUAGCACCCCGUUGGUUUCUAAGCAUACUUAUGAUGGCACGGCUAUCUGGUCUCCAGAGGGAGGUUCUGUCCCUCUAUCGCAAAUGCCUCCGAGAAAUCCGAAAGAAGCCUGUCGAAUCAAGAAACAACUUCAAAUCCUUUGCACGAACGGAAUUUGAAAAGCACAUGGCUAUCAACAAGAAGGACUUCAGCGCGAUCGAAUAUCUCCUCCGAAAAGGCUCGAGGCAACUCGAGAUAUACUCAUCGUCCGGAAUUCGAAAUAUUCAAUAAAAAUAUCUGCGCGCUUGCAUUAGGCACAGGACCCGGAACACCUAGUGAUACGCACUUUCACAUCAUGGUCUUCCUCAAUGCUGAAAGCUCGGUAACAGCGAGCUUUCAUACAUUUAGAUGGGCUCUACGUUUCUCAACCCAAGAAAGUUGGCUGCAAGUGGAUUAUAUCGAGCGAAGAGCUCGCUAGGAGUACCUUGGUCACCAAAGUAACCAGCUUUGCUCAGCAAUUUGCGCCCUUGCCAGCUGUGCGGCAGGAUUCAAUGAUGCCUGCGUGUACACAAUGAAUGGGGUCCACACUACCAUUUUGUGCUAGGGAAGUAGGUAGGGAAACUGAGAAAGAAACCGGACAGCGCAACCUAUCAUUGCUGUAGGGGAGUUGAGAUGUAGGUGUAUACUACUGUAAAAAUAUGUGAAAUAUGAAUAAAAGCU
Aspergillus versicolor CBS 583.65 is the source of this 749-nucleotide messenger RNA. Its product is annotated as succinate dehydrogenase assembly factor 1. Gene Ontology annotation, biological process: mitochondrial respiratory chain complex II assembly. Gene Ontology annotation, cellular component: mitochondrion. Lineage: Eukaryota; Fungi; Ascomycota; Eurotiomycetes; Eurotiales; Aspergillaceae. The record is from RefSeq and is a predicted model, not a curated record. Bases 81 to 320 code for a protein of 79 amino acids. The transcript is spliced from 3 exons.